GACCAAGAGAGGCGAACCCCAUUGCAUGCUGCUGCCUACGUAGGCGACGUCCCCAUCCUCCAGUUGCUACUGAUGUCAGGUGCUAAUGUCAACGCUAAGGACACACUGUGGCUGACCCCUCUUCAUCGUGCUGCUGCCUCCCGAAAUGAGAAGGUGCUGGGACUGCUGCUGGCACAUUCAGCAGAUGUGAAUGCCCGGGACAAGCUGUGGCAGACACCACUGCACGUGGCUGCUGCCAAUCGGGCCACCAAGUGUGCCGAGGCUCUUGCACCCCUGUUGAGCAGCCUCAACGUUGCUGACAGGAGUGGGCGCAGUGCUCUGCACCAUGCAGUGCAUAGCGGGCAUCUUGAGACGGUGAACUUGCUCCUCAACAAGGGAGCCAGCCUGAAUGUCUGUGACAAAAAGGAGCGGCAGCCUCUGCACUGGGCAGCUUUUCUGGGGCAUCUGGAAGUCCUGAAACUGCUCGUGGCACGUGGUGCAGACCUCAGCUGUAAGGACCGCAAGGGCUACGGGCUGCUGCACACAGCCGCGGCCAGUGGCCAGAUAGAAGUGGUGAAGUACCUGCUCCGCAUGGGGGCCGAGAUUGAUGAACCCAACGCUUUUGGAAACACAGCUUUGCACAUCGCCUGCUACCUGGGCCAGGAUGCUGUGGCUGUUGAGCUGGUGAACGCAGGAGCCAAUGUCAACCAGCCGAAUGACAAGGGCUUCACGCCCCUGCACGUGGCUGCAGUCUCCACCAAUGGCGCUCUCUGCUUGGAGCUGUUGGUCAAUAACGGGGCUGAUGUCAACUACCAGAGCAAAGAAGGGAAAAGUCCUCUGCACAUGGCUGCCAUUCACGGCCGUUUCACGCGCUCCCAGAUUCUCAUCCAGAACGGUAGUGAGAUCGAUUGUGCCGACAAAUUUGGGAACACACCCCUGCACGUGGCUGCUCGAUACGGACACGAACUGCUCAUCAGCACCCUCAUGACCAAUGGCGCGGAUACUGCCCGGCGCGGUAUCCAUGACAUGUUCCCCCUGCACUUAGCUGUUCUCUUUGGAUUCUCCGACUGUUGCCGGAAGCUUCUGUCCUCAGGUCAGCUGUACAGCAUUGUGUCUUCGCUCAGCAACGAGCACGUGCUUUCGGCUGGGUUUGACAUCAACACACCUGACAACCUUGGCCGCACCUGUCUUCACGCUGCUGCUUCUGGAGGGAACGUGGAGUGUCUUAAUUUGCUGUUGAGCAGCGGAGCCGACCUGAGGAGGAGAGACAAGUUUGGAAGGACCCCACUGCACUACGCGGCCGCCAACGGGAGCUACCAGUGUGCGGUGACACUGGUGACUGCUGGGGCCGGCGUCAACGAGGCCGACUGUAAAGGCUGCUCUCCCCUGCACUACGCCGCCGCCUCCGACACCUACCGGAGGGCGGAACCCCACACUGCUUCCAGCCACGAUGCUGAAGAGGACGAGCCACUGAAGGAGUCCCGCAGGAAGGAGGCCUUCUUCUGUCUGGAGUUCUUACUGGAUAAUGGUGCAGACCCCUCCCUGCGGGACAGGCAGGGCUACACAGCUGUGCACUAUGCAGCCGCCUACGGCAACAGACAGAACCUCGAACUGCUCUUAGAAAUGUCCUUUAACUGCCUGGAGGAUGUAGAGAGCACCAUUCCAGUCAGCCCUUUGCACUUAGCUGCCUACAACGGUCACUGUGAAGCCCUGAAGACACUGGCUGAGACGCUGGUGAAUCUGGACGUCAGGGACCACAAGGGCCGGACUGCGCUCUUCCUGGCCACUGAGCGAGGCUCCACUGAGUGUGUGGAGGUCCUCACGGCCCACGGCGCCUCUGCCCUCGUCAAGGAGCGCAAGCGCAAGUGGACGCCCCUACACGCUGCUGCUGCCUCUGGCCACACUGAUUCCCUGCACUUGCUGAUUGACAGUGGGGAGCGAGCUGACAUCACAGAUGUCAUGGAUGCCUAUGGACAAACCCCACUGAUGCUGGCCAUCAUGAACGGCCAUGUGGACUGUGUACAUCUGCUGCUAGAGAAGGGAUCCACGGCUGACGCUGCUGACCUCCGGGGCCGCACCGCCCUCCACCGCGGGGCCGUGACUGGCUGUGAGGACUGCCUGGCUGCCCUGCUGGACCACGAUGCGUUUGUGCUGUGCCGAGACUUUAAAGGCCGCACACCCAUUCACCUGGCCUCAGCCUGUGGCCACACUGCAGUGCUGCGGACGCUGCUUCAGGCUGCCCUUUCCACAGACCCCCUGGACGCCGGGGUGGAUUACAGCGGAUACUCGCCCAUGCACUGGGCCUCCUACACUGGACAUGAAGAUUGUCUGGAGUUGUUACUUGAACACAGCCCAUUCUCAUACCUGGAGGGAAACCCCUUCACUCCUUUGCACUGUGCAGUAAUUAAUAACCAGGACAGCACCACAGAGAUGCUGCUGGGAGCUCUGGGUGCCAAGAUUGUGAACAGCCGAGACGCCAAAGGACGGACCCCCCUUCACGCCGCUGCCUUCGCGGACAACGUCUCUGGGCUCCGGAUGCUGCUGCAGCAUCAAGCCGAGGUGAACGCCACUGACCACACGGGCCGCACUGCGCUCAUGACAGCGGCUGAGAAUGGGCAGACGGCCGCUGUAGAGUUUCUGCUGUAUCGAGGGAAGGCGGACCUGACUGUGCUGGAUGAGAACAAGAACACUGCCCUCCACUUGGCGUGCAGCAAGGGCCACGAGAAAUGUGCCCUCAUGAUCCUGGCGGAAACCCAAGACCUUGGCCUUAUCAAUGCUACCAACAGUGCGCUGCAGAUGCCACUCCACAUUGCUGCCCGGAACGGUCUUGCUUCUGUGGUGCAGGCUCUACUCAGUCGUGGGGCCACAGUGCUCGCUGUGGACGAAGAAGGUCACACCCCAGCACUGGCCUGUGCCCCCAACAAAGAUGUGGCAGACUGCCUGGCCUUGAUCCUCUCCACCAUGAAGCCUUUCCCACCCAAGGACGCCGUCAGCCCUUUCAGCUUCAGCCUGCUCAAGAACUGCGGCAUCGCAGCCGCCAAGACGGUGGGUGGCUGCGGCGCCCUGCCCCACGGGGCCUCCUGCCCCUACAGCCAGGAGCGGCACGGCGCCAUUGGGUUAGACGGCUGCUACUCUGAGUAGCCCCCUCCAGUGUCCCUCCCCUGCCGGUGGCUUGAUAUCUUACUCUAUUUAUUUAGAAAAAAUCUAAACAUUUAGGGCACUUUAAAGGAGAACACGACUGGGUGGUGGGGCGGCGGGGGGGAAGCACUGGGGAGCUGCUGCUCGCCCCUUUGCCACCCGUCCCAGCCUGGCAGGGUCUGGGACAGACAGGGAACACCCCAGGCCCUUAGCACCCCAGGGCAACCCCUUCCGCCGAGUGUCCCCAGAUGACUGACAGAUGCCUGGCUUUCCCUCUCUGACUCAUCUCAGUUCCCCUUUCUGCUGCCAGCUCCCCAGUCCCUCUGACUGCCCUCCCGUGUCACCUCCUUUGCCCCCGCUGCCAGGCAGACCCUCCUCUUCCUCCAUGCCCAUCACUGCCUCCCUGCUCUGCCGGCCCCUCCAUCCCUGCAGCAGUGAGAAGCCUUAAUUUCUGGUACUGUGUGAGCACUCUGGGGGUGUUCCCCUCCCCCUUCAGGGGCAGCUAGAGGAUGAGGGGGGAGGGCACUUAGCACUGGGGCCUGGAGCUUUCCCCCACUCUAUACCCAAUCACCGCUAAGGUUCCAAUGCAAAACACUUGAAGCAGCGACUACUGUACCUAGGCCCCGCCCGCACUCCCCCCCCCUCAUAUGCAAAUCAAGGGCUGGCUCCGCCCCCGCUGCCUGCCCCGCCCACCUCCGGCCCGGCCCCCCAACACGCACUUUAACCUUGCUUUUUUUCUUUCCACUUCUUUCGGGAGAGCAGAGCCUGUGGCAUUCCCGCUCCGACUCGCUUCUCCCUAAGUUUUGAGGCUUGUCAUGAAUUUUUAAGUAAGCGUUUUAUCCUUUAGUGGAAGAAACAAGUUAAUUUCCUGCCCAUUUCAAAACCAUGGCCCUGGAGUGCCCGCCGUGUUUCAGGCAUGUGCUGCUCGCAUGCGUGUGGAGGGGGCCGUGCCCUCCCUCCCGUGCCCCCUCCCAGUCCCCCAGGUCCCCGUCUGCUUCCCCGCCCGUCGUGCCGAGAGUACCCACCGCCCCAGUCGCUCCUGAGCUGAAGCCAAAGAUGGUGGGAGGGGCGGGGCAGACGGGCCGUGGCCGCUUCGGAGCCGGGCUCCGCGUGAGCAGGCGAGGCGGCUGCCAAGGAGAGGAGGGUGGAGCCGGGGCUGCACCGACAAGGUUCCUAGACGUUGCCCCCUGGAAGCCGCGCUGGGCCGAGUGAGAAGGGGCAGUUUUCCCUCUAAAUGUAGCAUUGCAUCCGGCCCGCCCCUCGCACGCCCCGUCCCCUGUCCUGGGUCGCCUCCGCAGCUGGACCCGCCCCUGCAGCCCCGCGUCCCCUCCGCGCACUCGAUACCUCAGCCAGGGCCGGGACAGAACUUGAACAGAGGCCCCGCCCCUGUACCCAGUGCGUCUUCGCCCAGUCUGGCUGCCGUCAGUAUUGCCCCCCGAGAACUGGACAGACCCCGUUUACAGUCCAAGGGGUCUCCGGCCCGGCCGCCUCCCCGCCCGAGCUUGCUCUGUUCGGACCGCACCCAGUUUUCAGUUGCGCCCCUGAACGUCUUGCCGCCCUUGCCCUUGCCGUCCCAGGGCCGCCUCCUUCCCGCAGAUGCCCUCUCCCACCUCGCGCUGCUAGCUGAAGCCGGGGGUGUUUGUCCGAGUCCUCGUUUUUUCAGUCCCUUCUUAGCCUCCGUCUGUGUCCUGCCUCCCCAGCUCAGAUCCUAAACCAUUUCAAGGCUUCCAAAUGACCAUUAUUGGUGAGAAGGAUUGUGCAGCUUUUAGUUUUUAUUUUUGUGUUCAAAGCCAAAGGGCCUUGCAACGCCCCUCUUGCCCCCCCCCCCCGUACCUUGUCCUCCCCUAUACGACAAUCAAUGUGACUUCUCAAGGGCUGCCGCCCCACGCCCACCCCGCUGGCUCUGCAGCGCUUGCCCGCCCCCACCUCCCCACUUCAGUUCUUCCUCCCGAAACCUCCCGUUCCACCCCUUCCCUCAUUUUGGUGCUGGGAAUUAGGUGGUAGGGGGCGCGGGGAUCAGGGAGGCGGUUCCGGGGGGUGAGUCGGGGAUCAGUCGUGUUCUCCUUUAUCUGCUUAGCGACAGGAAGAAUCUGCGUACUCGUCAGGAGCCCCGUUGUUUUGUUCUGCUAGAUGAGAUUCUGGUGGCUGUCGGUCCCCUGCUGCCCCGCAGCACACUGUCAGCAGUGCUGGGGAGCGGGGAGCCCUCUGUCCCUCCUCAUGCGGCCGUGAGGAGGCCCGGGGGCCAGCAGCCUCCUCUCCUAUGCCAAAGGAAAUCCCGCACCCCGUCCCGGGCUCCCCAGCCCCUCGUGUUUUUGAAGCGUUCUGACCAUUCUCAUGGCCACUGCAUAUUUAUUUUAAUGUUAAGAUUUUUUUUUAAACCUCUUUGACUUAAACGGGUGUGGAGAAGUAAAACAGGCAGAAUGCCCCCCAAUCUCGGGGUCGGGCGGGGGAGGAGGCGCCUCCUCCCCCUCCCCCCGCCCCUCUCCCACCGCAGCUCUAAAGCACUUGCUUCGAGAAAUAAGCACUUUUGUGAAAAGGCCUGUUCGGAGUGGGGACCCGGGAGCAGCCCCAGGUCCCGGCGAAGGAGGCAGAGCGAGGGCGACAUAGGAGACAGACUUGAGAGUCAGCGGGCGAGGCGGAGAGAGCCAGUUCUUAGUUUCUGAUAUUCGGGGGUGUUCCUGCUUGGGCGGCGGCUUCGGCGGGGUCGCGUACAAGCAAGUGGCGCACACUGUGGGUCCCAGGCCGGACCGCAGCCCCGGGGCACCCCGCCUCCCGGGGCGCUGAGCCAUAGGACUGCUGGGAAGCACUGAAUGUACGGCCCAGGUGGGGUGGCGCGGCCCGGGAGGGCUUCUCCUUUGUUUGGUGCUGUGGGGUGGGAGAGGUGGACGGGACCGCCGCCCACGCAGGCGCGCGCCCCUUGGGGUGGAGGGCUGAGGAGGGCCUGCCCCCUCCAGCCCCGGCCGGGGCCCCCCUUCCUCCCUCACCCCUAUCCGUUUUGACUGUAAGUCCAGCUCACCUUUGCCUUCAAUAUGUAACCAAAGGAAAACUCAAUACUGUUUCCACCGCUGUCUGCCCACCCGGCACCCGCUUCCUCCCUGGACCUGGAAGGGGACAAGAGGCUGGGGGUGGGCGGGCGGGGCCAGAGCGAACGGUUCUACAACUGUACCCCCAAGACCACCUCUGUGGGCUCGGAAGGGGCCUGGGAGGCGGGCGGGCGGGCCGGCGGCCGGGAGUAGGCGCACUCUGUAUGGGACGCCCACGGCGCGCGAGCGUUUCCCUGUCGGAAUGACCAGUGACGCUGCUCCAGCGGGGAGGCCCCUUCCUCCGUCCCUCUCAGCCAUUCAUCACCCUCUCCCCACACCCGGUGUCAUUCCCCGCCUCCCUUCCCACCGCGAAGGAAAAUAGCCUUACAGACCCUACCCCGAAACCCUGCUCCCGGGCGAACCUGUACGGCCCCUUCCCGCCAAGGUGGAACCCUACCUGUUGAAAAGGAGGGACAAGGAGCAAAGCAGCCCCUUCCCCUCUCAUUGUGGUGGCUCCGGCCCUCCGUGGCCUUGGCCCAGGCUGGGCGAGGGCGGAGGUGAGGAAUCUUUGAGGACCAAGCCCAGAGGUCUGGGAGGAGGGAGGCAGAGAGGGACGGGUCUGACUUGGGACUCCCUCCUCCCCGACCCAAGCCCUAGAGACCCAACCCCUAGAGAAGCGACCAAAUCCCAGAGAUGGGCGGGAGCUGGGGUGGGGAGGGUCUGCUCUUUGAAUUACUUGAAGGUACUGAUUCUGAGGCUGCUGUUGCCCACAUAGGUGUGAGGGGGACACUGUCACUGCAUUUGGGAGGGUGGAGGGUGACAGGAGGACUGUCCUCGGCCCUCGCUCGCUCCUGCUAGGCCCUUUCUCUGGGCAGUCUGCAAGCCUGACUGCCCCAGAGAGGGUGGGGAGAGCCUUCCCCCCCGUCUCCGUCCUCACCCUGGGCACCCUCUCCAAUUGCACUAAAGUAGCUGUUGUGCCAGUCUUACCCCAUGCCAGGGUGGGGUCUCUGCUUCCAGUCUCUCCCCGCCUCCGCUCCCCCCCCCAGACAAUCUCCUUGUUCCACUCGUAUUCCUGGAUAGCUCAGCUUUGUGUGUGUGUGUUUGGGGGGUGGGGUGGGUUUGGCAGGGGUUCGGGAAGGGCUGGGGGAAAGGUGGAGGGCGAUGUCCUCUACCCCCUUCCUCGACCCUAAGCCACAGAAGCCUGGGAGGGAGAGCGCCUCCUCCCGCGCCGCGUGUCUUGCAGAUGUGCCAAAAUGGGGAGGGUGGGAAGGGGGUGCCUGGCAGAGCAGCCCCCAGGGCGGCUCUCUCAAAGCAAUACUGCUCCCCUGCCAGGGGACGGCAAGACAGGGGAGAGGGUUGGGCUGGGGACCUGGGGGUUCCCGUGUACAGCUGUGUAUAUUCAGGGGUGUUCUCUGUCUGGUACCCACUGUGGGCAUCUAUGUGUGUGUGAACCUCCCCUUCCCCAUGCCCUGCAUGACCUGUGAUGCUGCAGACACCACCGUCCUGUGUGCAGGUGUGCCGGGCGCGGGGGCAUGUCUCAUGUCCUGCUGCGCCCCGCACCCUGUGACCAUGUACUCGGCUGUAGGAAGUAAAGAGAACUGAGCACAAUUCACUGGAUUCUAGUUGAAUCUUUCUCUAAGCAAUUUGCCCGUUCCUGCCCUCCCCCGCCCUGGAUCCCCCUGUGGUGCUAGAGUUGGGGUCGGGGGUGUUUCAUGCUGGUGGGCAGCAAUAAAGGGCAGAUGUGCCCAGAUGCCUGCAUCCCCGGGGUGCUGAGGGCAAUAGGAAAAAGUGGGGACCUCGGUGCAUUUGUCCCACCCCUCCUCUCCUCCCUGGGCUAAAGCACAACGCUCUCCCUGAAGAUGGACGCACCCUGCCCCCUCCAGGCCCCUACUCUUGUCCUCCCCCAACCUGCUUUGAGCCCUCCCACCACACCCCGGUUUUCUAUGCUGUUUUGGUGCGAGUACAACUGUCGUAGUCAUGGCUUUGGGAUGGGUUCUGUUUAUUAAAAUCCUAUUGCUCCUA
Messenger RNA from Chinchilla lanigera (long-tailed chinchilla), 8162 nucleotides. RefSeq names its product ankyrin repeat domain 52 (gene Ankrd52). Gene Ontology annotation, molecular function: protein binding. The record is from RefSeq and is a predicted model, not a curated record. Lineage: Eukaryota; Metazoa; Chordata; Mammalia; Rodentia; Chinchillidae.